AUGCUCAUGAGUGAUGGAUUACUGCGUGUGUUUUGGCCGAAUGAUCUUCCCCGGUCGACAGCGCCCGGGGUGAUCGUGGGAUGGCGCAAUUCGGAAUUGGACUUGUUUGUCCUAAGCGUGCUGGAGGAUGUUGAUCCUCGGAGUGUCGAAAAUGCUCUGCGCGCCGGGAUCUUAUUCCGUAACAGCCCACACCCAAUCUCCCAGAUAUUUUCACUCUGUGGGAGGUCGGCGAUGCACGUGUUGGGCUCCACGAACCCUCCAGAACCGCCGACAACUUUCAAUCCAUCCCAUCUCUCGGUGACUACAAGUCCGUCAUGCAAGGUCCCGCGCAUUUUCUGCCCGCCGGAGACGAAUAUCUCAGUCCAGAUCAUCAUGUUCGACCGUCCGCAUCCGACGAGAAUGCAAUAUAUGUCUCUCGAGCCAAUUUCCUUGGCCUUGGCUGACAAACGAUCCACGGAGGAGAGGGACGAAGCUACCGCCGAUAGCAUCGAUGCAGAGGAGGAAAUGGAAAAGGCUCGAUCGCGAAAAUUGGUUGAAAAGUUGAAAUUCCACACGGUGGUCCGGCAUGUGCCUUCGAACAAAGAACUCGCCCUUCCCGUGAUUUUGAACCAGAUCAACUGCGCCUUUGAGAUGGGUAAACUCAUCGAGAAGAAUAGCAAAUUGAUUGGGACGCGUCCGAAGAGAAGCAUGAGUGUUAGCGAACGCGUCGUCGAGUCUGCAACAACCCUCUGGGAUUUCUUCGUUCUUGGUGUUGCCUACGUGUUCUGGCAAUGGCUCUGGCCCGUCAUCACGAGGUGUUUCGUGAUCGGCCUCGUCUGCCACCGUGCAAUUGCCGAAAUCGUCCUGCGCAUCCUCGAAUGGCGAGCCCGUCCAGAUGCCGCUGCGCUGAAAGAUAUCUCCGCGACGGCGCAGCAGGUAGAUAUUCGGCUACAGCAAUUCUGCUACUGGCCUAUUCAAUAUAUGAAGCUACGACAGCGGAAAGACAACUGGGAGAGCAUUACGACCAGCCACCCAGACUAUAUUCGAUUCUACAACAGCUUGUGGCUGGUUGCGAACGAUGUGAUUAUCGGGAUCGCCCUGGGUUCAUACAUCAUAGACAACGCCCACUGGGUUGCCUAUCAGAUCAACCAUAUUAUCAGCGGCUGGACCGUACAAGGUUUGCAGCGCACCAUCUCCUGGCUCAUGGGUUGGCCGGCAGGGUUGAAGCUCAACAAUGAGCUGGCAGCCUUUCUGGGCGACCUGUUUCUGUGGGUCAUUGAGCAUUGGGCAGCGUUCUUGAAUCAUUUCCCACUCUUUGCAUUAAUGUUGCGCGUUAAAGAUUCGAGACGGUUACCAGGUGGUAUUCAUUUCGAACUGCGGGAAGAAUACGAUAAGUCGGCACCGUCGAAUGACAAGGUGAUAUCAUAUAUUUAUCUUGACUCGAUUCCCCUCCCGCUCCGAGCCAUGUUCGACCAAUACUUCCAACUUGCUCACCGUCUCCGGAAACACUAUCUCUCGCCCAGUGUCAUCCUGUGCCUGGUCACCGGCCGCUUCGUGCCCCCGAUCCACCGCCGCAACCUGUACAGCAUGCAGUACAGCAUGUUGCCAGCCCGCCGGGCCGGGAUGAUGGAAGUCUGGACCCAGCUGACGGAGAAAAGGAGCAGCGGAGGAAGUAGUGGCGCGAACUCGGUCCUCGUCGGCAACGGCGGGGUCAUGAUGGGGAAUGGAGGGAUCAAGGUCCCUAGCGGGUUUGGAACCGGAGGCAGCCGGCGAAGAUAA
Rasamsonia emersonii CBS 393.64 is the source of this 1758-nucleotide messenger RNA. RefSeq names its product N-acetylglucosaminyl transferase component Gpi1. Gene Ontology annotation, biological process: GPI anchor biosynthetic process. NCBI's taxonomy places the organism in Eukaryota, Fungi, Ascomycota, Eurotiomycetes, Eurotiales, Trichocomaceae. Gene Ontology annotation, cellular component: endoplasmic reticulum; membrane. The record is from RefSeq and is a predicted model, not a curated record. Bases 1 to 1758 code for a protein of 585 amino acids. The transcript is spliced from 5 exons.